AAAAACUUUAAACGGUUAAGACAGGAGUGUUUAUACUGCGUGAUGCCAGGGUUGUGUGGUCUUGUUGAACUAUAAAUACCUCUUGCAAUGCUUUAAGAAGUGUUAACAGAAGGUUCAAUGUAUUGUCUGCUGUUAGUCACAGUCGUUAGCAAAAAGCAACGACCGGACUAGCCGCUUACAUGAAUGAAUAAACCUACUGGGUUCACAUGGAGCUGGCUGGUGUUCGGGUUUAAUUUGAACUGCUGCUUUUGACUUAUUUGGUAGUCAAACUGCAGGUCCGUCUGCACCCGCGGUCACCUGUUACUAGAAGUUAGCGGUGAGCUCGCGAGCUUAUCUAUUGUUAGCUUAGUGCUAGCAGGCUAAUGUGCAAUGGAAACGGGGGAGCCGCUAGAUCCGGAAUAUGUUGAGAAGGCCAAGGCAUUCUGGAACAAUGAGGAUGUGGAUCAGGUCUUCGAUGUGGUUUUCAAGUACCUGGAGCACCUGAAGGCAGUUCUGAAGAGGAGUGGAACCACAGAUAAAGAGUAUGUCCAGGCCUUCAAGCUGCUAGAGCAUCUGGACUGCUCCUCCUCCUUGGCCUCCCUCCAGGACCAGGACAGCUCGGUGGUUCAGGUGGUCAUUGGCUCAGAAGAGCUGCUGCCAGCUGACAUCCUCCAACACAGCCCUUCAUCCUCUUGCUCCUCCUCUUCAUCCUUCUUGCCUCCUUUUAAUGGGUUAUCCAGUCCAACAGCGUCUCCUGCUGGCAGAGAGGAGCUGCUGCCUCCCCUCGUGCCUGUCCAGCUGCAGUACCACCUCCACACCUGCUCCAAGUCCUGCCUGCCCUGUUUGCCGAGCAUGACUCAGUCCACGCCGCUAUUCUGGGGCCAGAACCCGCUGAAGAUCCCGUUGCUCUGCGGCUUCAAGAGGCUGACCGCCAUGCCACUGAUUUCACCCGCCAAAGAGGGCGUGCUUUGGGACCACGGGGACCAGGAGCAGGAAGACGUAGGAAACUGGGACGUCAUCUACAAGGCACCAUGUGGGCUGAGCCUCCGUAACCAUGACAACGUAAUGCUUUUUCUGGAGGCUACAGAGAGCUAUGACAUCCUGCAGGUUGACUUCUUCACCUUUAACCCCUCCGUGCGGUUGGACCCUCCUUCACCAGGGGGCCUUCGGCAGCCUGAACAGGACCUGAGCCGAGGGGCGGAGCCAAUACCGGUGGAGCUGUGCGUCGGGGACGGUGGCUCCCGGCCUGCUGAAUUCCGCUACAGGAAGGACCGCUGGCCACAUGGCUGCUUCCUGAGCCGCGGCCCAAAGCUGUUCAAGGCCUGCUGUGACUGCACAGAUGGCUGCAGUGAUGCAAAGCGCUGCGCCUGCAUGGCCUUGACUUCUGGAGAGCGCCACUAUCGCCAUCACAGGCUGUUACAGGCCAACCCAUCAGGGCUCUUUGAGUGUGGCCCGUGGUGCGGCUGUGACCGAUCUCUCUGCCAGAACCGUCUCGUCCAGAGAGGCAUCAGAGUCCGACUCCAGGUCUUCCAGACUGAGAACCGUGGCUGGGGGGUGCGUUGUCGUGACGACCUGGACCGUGGGACCUUUGUGUGCAUUUACGCAGGUGUGGUGCUGCAGAGGGUCCUGAAUCCCACCGAACCACCGCCGCCAAAGUUGACGAGGUCCGACCUGCCGUCUGACGAUGAGGUGGAGGUCGUCACGGAGUGGCUGGCCCCACCUGUGCUGGAGGGCCGACGCAAUGUGUUGGAAACGCCCCCGCCUAUGUCUCCGCCUACCUCACCUCUUUUGCAUGUCCCUGUGAUUCAGAGACCCUCCGACAGCGGCUCCAGCACCACAGACCAAGAAGAGAUUCAGGCGGUGCUGGUUGGAGGUCUGCAGCCGACGUCUCCUUCAUCAGGUGAUCAAGAGCAAGACGAGAAGGUGGCAUCGAUGUCGGAGAGCGCUGGUGUGAAUGGUACAAAGGCGAGCAUGAGCUUAAAGAGAGCAGUGAAGGUGGACGAAGUUUGUUUUGUGGACGCAAGCAAGGAGGGAAACGUGAGCCGCUUCAUCAACCACAGCUGCCAGCCGAACCUUUUCAUCCAGAAUGUCUUCAUCGACUCCCACGACCCCGCCUUCCCCGUCGUUGCCUUCUUCACCAGCAGGGCCGUAGUGGCUGGCACUGAGCUCACCUGGGACUACUCUGCCAACGUCCAGAUCGAUUCACUGCAAAAACAGGAAGUGUCUUGUCUCUGCGAAAGCGACAAUUGCCAUGGGAGAUUCACCAUCGAGGAGAACCUAUGUGACGUUUGUGAGGUCGAAGGUCACAUAGCAAUGGAGGCCAAGUGAUCCUCCAUACAGUUUGUUAGUAACAGUUUUGGUAUUUAGAGUUUUUUUUCCUAAAAAGCAAUAAAAGUUCAGCUAUUUUACUCUGAAAGUUUUUCAAGUCUUUAUUAUUGGGAAGGCUUUAAUUUUGAGAACCCUUUUUCUGUGUUUGAGCUUUUAUUUUUGUGUCUCUACUUUGGUCAUUUUAUUUUGACACUGCCAUGGAUUUAAUGUUCAAACAGCCAGUACAACUUUUCUCUUGAAACUGGUGCCCAAAGUGUCAAAGUUCUGUGUUCAUUUUUAAGCAAUAAUAAACGUUGCUUUGAAAACCUUCAACAUGAGUAAAUGGUUUACUAUUGGUGCAGCUCUUUGGGGGAUUUGAAAUUGUAUAUAAAUGUCCGAUUGUAUUUAUUACAGCGUUUAUUUAAAAAUAAAAAAUAAAUAAAAU
Messenger RNA from Haplochromis burtoni (Burton's mouthbrooder), 2731 nucleotides. It is a transcript of the gene setdb2, whose product is annotated as SET domain bifurcated histone lysine methyltransferase 2. NCBI's taxonomy places the organism in Eukaryota, Metazoa, Chordata, Actinopteri, Cichliformes, Cichlidae. Gene Ontology annotation, cellular component: nucleus. The coding region runs from base 370 to 2307 and encodes 645 amino acids. The transcript is spliced from 12 exons. Gene Ontology annotation, molecular function: histone H3K9 methyltransferase activity; protein binding; DNA binding. Gene Ontology annotation, biological process: heterochromatin organization; negative regulation of gene expression. The record is from RefSeq and is a predicted model, not a curated record.